AAUGAUUUUUUAUAUGAGAAAAGAUUGGAAGAGUGGGAGGAGGAUUUGGUGCUGAGAAUAAGCAUUUUUUUCUUUAUUAAAAAAAAUCUAAUGGUGAUUUAGGUGGGAUCAGGUACCUUAAUCAAAAAAACCCAAUACCACUUUUUCUCUCUACUUGAUUCUGAAAUUAAACCCAUCUGGCUGUCAUUUUUGUCAAUAAUUAUGGGAUUGAAAAGGCACCCAACAAGUUAUUUCUCUCCUUUGAUUGAUUUAUCUUGUGUGUCCCAGUGCCAGUGCCCACAUUCUAGUAUUUCAUGCUACUGCACUACUUAUUAACCCUCCCACAACCGACAUCUCAUAUCGACCAUCCUCUUUUCUCUCUUUGCUUAUAAGCUGCAAAGAAAGAGAGAAAGAGCAGAAAAAAUUUCAAUUUUUAUCCUACUGAGGAAUUAUGCAACUUAGUUUAUGUUUAUAGGUGUUUUUGAUAUUCAUCUCUCAUCUUUGUUUUUACUUCUGUGGUGUUGUUUGCUGUGGAAGAAAGAAGAGAUCUUUUGGAUGAUGAUUAGAGUGGGCAAUUUGAGAUUUGUGAGAAAGGGGUACUGGAUGCAUGAUUUAGCAGUUGAAACCAAAUUAAGGUUAUAUAUAUUAUCAUGAUCUUCAAGUCAAUAUAAUCUAUUCACCUCCCCUUACCUGGUGACCAUCAAGAUGCUUAUUUGAAAGUCUUUUUGUUUUUUCUUUUAUUUAUCUCUUUGGAAUCCUUACAGACAAUACCACAACUCAAAGGCCCCCAUGUCUUUCUCUCUCUUUACUUGACAACAGAUCAAGGAGAACCUAAAGUUAGAAAGUAGAAAACCACUAGCCGCAACCUUUUUUCUUCUUCUAUAUUUUCGGUUUCCUUAGCUUCUCUGCUAUAGGAUCCUAUAACCCUAUAUAGUCUAGCUUUUAGAAUCCUCCGCCACAGUCACCCAGAAAUCCCACAUCGAUCCGAGUGGAAACCAAGCAAGUGGAAGCUUUCUUUGCCCUUUAUUUCAUUGACAUGGAUUCCCUCCUUUCUAUUUCCUUUGUGGUUCGAUUUGGUGCUGAAAAACCAUGGAGCAACGAGAUGACAAGCCUCUUUGCAUAACUUAAUUGCAGAGGUUUUGAUAAAACUUCAAUUUUUUGUCGUUACAACUAGAAGGUUCAAGAAUUUUCUAGCUCAUAUCAUAUUUAGUUUCUGGUGCUGUUUGUGAAGUUGGGAAUCCAGCAACUUAGUUUUCGAAUGAUGAUUCUUUAUCAUCGUCCUCACCGCCUACUUCUCAACACAGAAUCAGCCACACCACCUCCUUCCAAUGAAAGUAGGACACGCGAUGGAAGUGGUUACACAAACGAAGCUAAUUUCGAUACCAACAUGGUGAUCAUAUUAGCAGCCCUGCUCUGUGCGUUGAUUUGUGCGUUGGGAUUGAAUUCAAUCGUGCGUUGUGCACUGAGAUGCAGCCGGAGGUUUGCUUUUGAAACCCCAGAUGAGACUGCUGCAAGGUUGGCUGCAACAGGGCUUAGGAGGAGUGCAUUGCGUCAGAUCCCAGUCGCCAUUUACAGGUCUGGGACAAACAUUCCUGCUACAGAGUGCCCAAUUUGCCUAUUAGAAUUUGAAGAUGGUGAAAAAGUCAGGGUGCUACCAAAAUGUAACCAUGGUUUCCAUGUAAGGUGUAUAGAUACUUGGUUGGUCUCGCACUCAUCAUGUCCAACUUGCCGGCGGUCAUUGCUUGAACAGCCGCCACCGACAGGUUCGGAUGCAGCAGAAGCCGGCGUUGCUGGUAACGAUCGUCCCGGAAAUGCAUCAACUGGAGGAGAACGAGGUGAUACAUCAGCAAAUGUGGAUGAGGUUGGCUGAUACUGGUUUGAAAAAUGGUGGAGAAAAAAGUUUCCUCAUUACGUAUUUUCAUUUUUUUAUUAGCUGUAGUUUUAUUUGUUUGUGUAUCUAUGCAUAGAGAGAUGUAGUUGCUUCUUUUUUUUUUCUUUUUUUUUUGAAGUAAAUUUGAAGGUCUUUGAGGCAAAUACUCUGUUUUAGAAGAAGCUUAGUUGGAGAAACGGAAAUGAGGUUGACAGAACUUUGUUUA
Messenger RNA from Ziziphus jujuba (common jujube), 2075 nucleotides. RefSeq names its product RING-H2 finger protein ATL74. The record is from RefSeq and is a predicted model, not a curated record. The transcript has a single exon. Bases 1238 to 1849 code for a protein of 203 amino acids. NCBI's taxonomy places the organism in Eukaryota, Viridiplantae, Streptophyta, Magnoliopsida, Rosales, Rhamnaceae. Gene Ontology annotation, molecular function: transferase activity. Gene Ontology annotation, biological process: protein ubiquitination.